CUGUGCCUCUCGUUACGGCUUUGCCGUAAAGCGGCACCCGUAGGGAUUUACGGCUAGGAGUGGGUAAAACAAACAAAAAACAGACGAAAAUAGAGUUAUCUGAAAUGUGAGAAUGGCCAAGUCUUUAAGAGGUGAAGUGUUGAAUCUGUACAAAAAUCUGCUGUACCUUGGAAGGGAGUAUCCCAAAGGAGCAGACUACUUUAGAAGCCGUUUGAAAGCAGCUUUUCUAAAAAAUAAAGAUGAGAAAGAUCCUGAAAAAAUUAAGCAACUAAUUGCACGAGGAGAAUUUGUUAUCAAAGAGCUGGGCUUGUACUUUCUCAGAAAAUACAGAGCUCUGAAACACCGCUACUACAGUGAUGACAAUCAAUAAUAU
Messenger RNA from Cuculus canorus (common cuckoo), 373 nucleotides. It is a transcript of the gene ETFRF1, whose product is annotated as electron transfer flavoprotein regulatory factor 1. Gene Ontology annotation, biological process: respiratory electron transport chain. NCBI's taxonomy places the organism in Eukaryota, Metazoa, Chordata, Aves, Cuculiformes, Cuculidae. Gene Ontology annotation, cellular component: mitochondrion. The record is from RefSeq and is a predicted model, not a curated record.